This is a messenger RNA of Carassius auratus (goldfish), 2237 nucleotides long. RefSeq names its product guanine nucleotide-binding protein G(I)/G(S)/G(T) subunit beta-3-like. Gene Ontology annotation, molecular function: protein binding. NCBI's taxonomy places the organism in Eukaryota, Metazoa, Chordata, Actinopteri, Cypriniformes, Cyprinidae. The record is from RefSeq and is a predicted model, not a curated record. Gene Ontology annotation, biological process: signal transduction. The transcript has 9 exons. The coding region runs from base 537 to 1553 and encodes 338 amino acids.
GGUGAAAUGUGAUAAUUGCUUUAAAUGCUCAUACUAAUCCAAAAUUGCUGUUAGAACCAAUGCUGAGAAUAAGAUGACAAAUGUUCUUCUGGAAUCAACCAUGUUUUUGUUCAUGCCACAACGUAUCCAUCACCUCCUCUGUCCUCUGCGCUCACUUUUGCCUUGUCUUUCGACUCCACAACCUGAUUUUCCAUUCCAAUCGGUUUACCUGUUCCUCGCCCUCCCCUUUCCCUCUAUCUUUGUCUCUCCCUUACCCUCUCUGUGCCAUUCUUUGAGCUUAUCCUUGCAUCCCUGAUCUCCUUCAUCCCCUCCUAUCCUCAUCCGUUCUUCUCUUGCAGACAGGCAAGAGAAAGAGAGUUUUUGCACAGGUAAGUUGCAUCCAGUCUGUUGGGGGAACCUGUGGGAGGCGCAGAGAGAGUGACAGAAUUGAGGACUUAUUGAGAAUAUCUUGUGGACUAAGCAAAAUAGAGACUGGUACAGAAAGAGAGAGAACGGUAGAAAGCUUGUGUUAGUACCAAUCCCAAUCAACAGCAGCCAUGGGUGAAAUGGAGCAGAUGAAAAAGGAGGCCGAAGCCCUAAAGACACAGAUUGAGGCAGCUCGUAAAGCAGUACACGACACAGACAUGGCCUCUGCUGCUGCCGGGGUGGCUCCGGCCCCUCAGGUCCAACUCAAGACCAGGAAGACACUCAAAGGCCAUCUGGCCAAAAUCUAUGCCAUGCACUGGAGUACAGACAACAGGCUAAUGGUCAGUGCAUCACAGGAUGGCAAACUUCUCAUCUGGGAUUCUCACUCUGGAAAUAAGGUCAAUGCUGUUCCCCUCAAGUCCUCAUGGGUGAUGACCUGUGCAUAUGCUCCUUCUGGAAACCUUGUGGCCAGCGGUGGUCUCGACAACAUGUGUACAGUUUACAACUUAAAGACACCUGUAAUCAAGACCGUGAAGGAGUUGGAUGCUCAUACAGGUUACUUGUCCUGUGCACGCUUCCUCAGUGACACAGAGAUUCUAACCUCCUCUGGUGAUACCACAUGUGCAUUGUGGGAUUUGGAGACUGGAAAGCAGAAGACUGUUUUUCUGAACCAUGUUGGCGAUUGCAUGUGUCUGUCACUGUCUCCGGACAUGAACAGCUUUGUUUCUGGUGCUUGUGACUCUCUGGCCAAGCUGUGGGAUGUCAGGGAUGGCCAGUGCAAGCAAACCUUCCAGGGUCACACGAGUGACAUCAAUGCCAUUUCAUUCAUCCCUAGUGGAAAUGCAAUUAUCACUGGCUCGGAUGACUGCACAUGCAAAAUGUAUGAUAUUCGUGCCGAUCAAGAAGUGAUCUGUUACCAGGAUGCUGCACUGAACAGUGGUGUGACAUCACUGGCUCUAUCUACGUCUGGCCGCCUCAUCUUUGCUGGCUACGACGACUUCAACUGCAAUAUUUGGGACUCACUAAAGGGCGAGAAAGUGGGUGUGUUGUCUGGCCAUGACAACAGGGUGAGCUGCACUGGAGUACCAGAAGAUGGCAUGUGUGUUUGCACGGGCUCAUGGGACAGCUUCUUGAAGAUCUGGAACUGAGUCGGACCCUGAGACAAGAUGAGAUGAGAAUGAAUAUGAGAAUGAGAAUGAGAAAGAAAGGAUGAGUAAAUGUUGAGAGAGAGGAUGAGAAAUGAUCCAUUUCCAAGCAACAAAGAAUCUCACACACAAAACAUGCAAUGGUCCACCUGUAUGUGUGGGAUUUCUGGAAGACUGCAUUUCAUUAGUAUAAAUGCAAUAUUUAAUUGUAAAAAUCUAAGUCGCAACUAACACAGGACUGCAUUAAUGUUAUAAUCACAUGGCAAUCUCACGACAACGAUACUUUGAUUUGAAAUUCGUGUUUUUGACAGCUUAAAAACGGAAGAAAAUGGAUAAUCUUUUAAGAAUUUGAAAUAUAUUACACUUCUUUCAGAUAAAAAGAAGUCAGAUAAAAAUCCCUCUCAUUAGAUAAAGGUUUUUAUUUAUUACAAAUGACUACAGAAUGCAGAAGAAAAUGUACAGUGACCUUUCCCAACAAACACACACUGUCUGAGAUCUGAUAUUACAGCUCUUUGAUGAUAGUGACAACUUUGACCUGGCACACAGUUGGAUUUUUGAUUCCCAAAGCCCUCAAAAUGACAAAAUAUGUUAAAAGAUUAAAUGUCUAUAUUUACUUCUUUCAUCUUUUUGUAGGACUUUCACAUACAAAUUGCAGGGGUUACUUGAAUACCUUUCUAAUAAACAUAG